AUGAAGUUUCUCCAAAUUGACGAUCCUCGCGAUACGCUCCCCAUUAGCUGCAGACUGCUUCACUUGUUCGGUUUAGGUCGCGAUGAGCGGUUCAAGUGGCUCUUCUGGUUCCAGUGCCUUCUGUAUCUGGUGUUCAACAUCAUAACGAGGUUUAUCAUGGACAUCGAAGAUACGGUCACUCUCGUGCGGCUCGGUGCCGAAACAUUGUUCGUUACAUCGUUGUUCGCACAGAUGUUGGCGUUGUACGUGAGACGCGUCAACCUGUACGACCUAAUCGACAUGCUGCGGGAGUGCACAAGGGAACCGUGUUCGGAUGAGAUCUCAACAUUCUUCGUCCGCACGAAUGGGGCAUUAAACAAAUUCUCGAUAGCUUAUUGCAGAUACUUUAUGGUGGUGUUUAUACUCUACCAAACGAUGCCUCCGAUAGCGACGUGGGUGGUGUACUUGCGAAACAGAAGCAAACAAAAUGAAACACCCGAGGAGUACAUCAUACCCACCGAGAUGAAGUAA
Molecule: messenger RNA, 510 nt
Organism: Anopheles bellator
Lineage: Eukaryota; Metazoa; Arthropoda; Insecta; Diptera; Culicidae
Exons: 1
Coding region: 1-510 (169 amino acids)
Source: RefSeq, a predicted model, not a curated record